Musa acuminata subsp. malaccensis (wild Malaysian banana) is the source of this 2126-nucleotide messenger RNA. RefSeq names its product cationic amino acid transporter 7, chloroplastic. Gene Ontology annotation, molecular function: amino acid transmembrane transporter activity. Lineage: Eukaryota; Viridiplantae; Streptophyta; Magnoliopsida; Zingiberales; Musaceae. Gene Ontology annotation, biological process: transmembrane transport; amino acid transport. Gene Ontology annotation, cellular component: plasma membrane. The record is from RefSeq and is a predicted model, not a curated record.
CUCUCUCGCUCACUCUCUCUCACACACACACACAACGCACGAGUCGGAAAUAGAAGAUAGAGGAGGUGGAUGGAGAAGGUUCAGCUGUCGAACGCCACCUCUUCCACUUCCUCUCCCGCGCCGCAGACGUCGUCGUCGUUUUCGAGCCUCGCGGCGUACGGGCGAGCGCUGGCAGAUACCCACCGACGGCUCGGGCGGCGGGCAGGGUCGGUAACGACAAGCUACGAGGAGAUGAGCCGGGUCAGGGCCCGGUCGGGAGCCGACAUGGCGCGGUCGCUGCGGUGGCCAGACCUCGUCGGGCUGGGGCUCGGUGGGAUGGUCGGCGCCGGCGUAUUCGUCGCAACCGGCCGCGCCGCCCGUAUCUGCGCCGGCCCCGCCAUCGUGCUCUCCUACGCCAUUGCCGGGCUCUGCGCCCUGCUCUCUGCCUUAUGCUACACUGAGUUCGCCGUCGACAUGCCCGUCGCCGGCGGGGCUUUCAGCUACCUUAGGGUCACCUUCGGGGAAUUUGCGGCCUUUUUGACGGGGGCGAAUCUGAUAAUGGAGUACGUCUUCUCCAACGCGGCCGUGGCGCGCAGCUUCACCGCCUAUCUUGGGACGGCCAUCAGCGUGGACACCACCGCCAAGUGGAGGAUCACCGUCGUCGGCCUCCCCGAAGGCUUCAACCAGAUCGAUCUCCUGGCUUUGGCCGUCGUCUUGCUCGUCUCCAUCUGCAUCUGUUACAGCACCAAGGAGAGCUCGGUGCUGAACAUGGUGCUGACGGCGACCCACAUCGCGUUCAUCCUGUUCAUCAUCGUGGUGGGGUUCUGGCGGGGGGAAACCCGGAACCUGAGGCACCCGGCCAACCCGGCGAAGAGCAACGGCGGGUUCCUACCCUACGGGAUAGCGGGGGUGUUCAACGGGGCAGCGAUGGUCUACCUGAGUUACAUCGGCUACGACGCCGUCUCCACCAUGGCGGAGGAGGUGCGGAACCCCGCCCGCGACAUCCCCAUCGGCGUCUCCGGCUCCGUCGCCCUCGUCACCCUCCUCUACUGUCUCAUGGCCGCCUCAAUGUCCAUGCUCGUUCCCUACGACGCCAUCGACGAGGAGUCACCGUUCUCGGCGGCGUUCAGAGGAUCGGACGGCUGGGGAUGGGUGUCGAACGUGAUAGGGGUGGGGGCCAGCUUCGGGAUCCUGACGUCACUCCUCGUCUCCAUGCUGGGCCAGGCACGCUACCUCUGCGUCAUCGGACGGUCCAGCGUCGUCCCCGCAUGGCUCGCCCGCGUCCACCCCAAGACCGCCACCCCCGUCAACGCUUCCGCUUUCCUCGGAGUCUUUACGGCGGCAAUCGCUCUCUUCACCGACCUCAACGUCCUCCUCAAUCUCGUAUCCAUCGGCACGCUCUUCGUCUUCUACAUGGUAGGCAACGCCGUGGUGUACCGGCGCUACGUCGCGGUGGGCUCGACGAACCCCUGGCCGACCAUAUCCUUCCUGCUCUCCUUCUCCUCCGUCUCUAUCACAUUCACCCUGAUAUGGCAAUUUGCGCCCGCCGGGUUGGCCAAGGCGGUGCUCCUCGGCGGCUGCACGGUGGUAGCGGUCGCCGUUCUCCAGGUCUUCAACUACCUGGUGCCGCAGGCUCGGAAGCCGGAGCACUGGGGGGUGCCGCUGAUGCCGUGGAUACCGGCCGUGUCCAUAUUCCUCAACGUGUUCCUGUUGGGCUCGCUCGAUGGGCCGUCGUACCUGCGGUUCGCCUUCUUUUCCGCGUUUACUGUGCUCGUCUAUGUCUUUUACAGCGUGCAUGCCAGCUAUGACGCAGAAGAAAAUGGUGGCCUCGUAAAAGUUGCAGAUAGCAUCAGCCAUCCUGCGGGAAAAGAUUGUGGUGGUGGUGGUUGUGGUUUCCAAGUGUGAUUCGGGGGAAAGCCCCGUUUUUGUACGAGUCUCUUUUCUCUUCCUCUGUAAGUUGGAUUAGAUGGGGAGUUACAGUUCCAAUGGACGGAAAAGAACUAGUAACAGUGAAACGGGCUGGAAGAAAACAAGCAAAGCAAAAGCAUUAUAUACUCCAAAGCUGUAACAUAGUAGCUUUUGUAUCCUAUUUUAGGGAGACUAUAUGAUCCAGAUAUAUUCCAGCUAUAUUCGUUUUUUAUUAUUAU